Molecule: messenger RNA, 841 nt
Organism: Mucor mucedo
Lineage: Eukaryota; Fungi; Mucoromycota; Mucoromycetes; Mucorales; Mucoraceae
Exons: 3
Source: RefSeq, a predicted model, not a curated record
UCCACUUCGAUGCUAUUCUGCUCGGUCCCUUGAGAGAUCGAUUGGCUCUUACAAAACGCGUAUUCGAUCCACUGUUCAUCCCGGUGUUAACGCUGGAAACAUAUUAGAAACGAGAGCCAUUUUCAAGUUCCUUAAGAUAGCCAACAUCUUUGAUUUCUUUGCUCUGACGGCCACCAUUGACAAAGAGACCAAUUUUGUACAGCACCCUUCCAAUGAUCCUUUGCUUCCGCAACUCCGGUCUCCUUUCCUCAAUUGUCCAUACAGUUCGAUGGUCGUAGGAGAUCUUUUGGAACACGGUAGAUCAAGUUCUUCAUUUGAUAAUCGAUAUCGAAUCAUGCCAUGGAUUUUUGCCUUGAUGAAUUGCCUGGCUCGCGUAACAGGGAUCCGACAAACAACAAUUUCGGCAUUUCACCUGAAUCAGCAACUGGUGAUAUCGAGCAAAUUGUUCAGCAAUAACCAUGUCUACGUAUCAGACUUGUAUAAAUCAAAAAAUAGGUCAAGCACUCGUGGUGGUGACUUCGUUAUGUUCGAAGCUGUGCAUAAGAGCGGCUCAUCCUAUCGAGUCACAAACAGGUAUGUUUGGGGUGAAGGCUCCCAUUAUGUUUAUCGCGAGCUGACAAAAACUAACGGUGUGUCUCCUUUGUCGAAGUCGAUUCCUAGGGUACAGAUGUUUGAUCGUGGUCAAGAAAAGUUUGUUGUCUUCGAUGCCAGAGACAUUGUGUCCUCCAUUGGGUUGUUGAAUUCUGCGGACGGUUCUUCGUACAAGUAUGUCAUCAGAACUGGAGAUGCUUUUAAACCCGAUAUGAAAACAACCGCAGGGAAAAUAAGUGCGCUAGAAUAA